AUCUCGAGUCGUUUUCAUUUUCUUUCUUUCCGACGUGACGUGUGUGCUGGUGUGGGUGGCUCCUCGCGCGGGCGCAGGUAGGCUCCGGGUGCAGGUGUGUCAGUCCUCCGUGUCAGCCGCGCCUGCCACUCGCUGAUCUGGGACACACUUUUACACCUCACAAUGACGACCUACACGAGACUUGGAUAUUACCGCCACGAUGUGAAUAAAACCAAGUGGGAAGUGGCGGAUCGGUACAGAGAUUUGAGGCAGGUGGGGACAGGCGCGUAUGGAAUAGUGUGUUCUGCUCUGGACCGCUUUACGGGGUCAAAGGUUGCCAUCAAGAAACUCCAGCGUCCAUUUCAGUCAGAACUUUUUGCCAAGAGGGCCUACCGAGAACUCCGCCUACUCAAACACAUGAAGCACGAUAAUGUUAUUGGACUCCUGGAUGUUUUUACUCCAGACCUGUCACUGGAUAUGUUCCAAGACUUUUACUUGGUCAUGCCUUUCAUGGGUACUGACCUUGGAAAGUUGAUGAAGAUGGAGAAACUUUCUGAGGAGAGAAUUCAGUACCUCGUCUACCAGAUUCUGAGAGGACUUAAGUACAUCCACGCUGCUGGGAUUAUACACCGGGACCUCAAGCCAGGCAAUCUGGCUAUCAAUGAAGAGUGCGAGCUAAAGAUCCUGGACUUUGGACUGGCGAGACAAGCAGACAGUGAGAUGACUGGCUAUGUGGUCACUCGCUGGUACAGGGCCCCUGAGGUCAUCCUCAACUGGAUGCACUACACAAAGACCGUGGACAUCUGGUCUGUUGGUUGUAUCAUGGCAGAGAUGCUUAUGGGAAGGCCGCUCUUCAAAGGGAAUGACCACCUGGAUCAGCUGACUGAAAUCAUGAAGAUUACAGGAACACCCACACAGGAGUUCAUCUCCAAACUACAGUCUCAGGAUGCUAGAAAUUACAUUCAGAAGCUACCCAGACUUAAAAAGAAAGAUCUCCAAUCUAUUAUGCCAAACAUCAACCCACAAGCGAUCUCCGCGCUGGAGGCCAUGCUGUUGUUGGAUCCAGACAGCCGGGUGACGGCAGCUGAAGGGCUGGCCCUCCCCUACUUCACUGAGUUCCGCGAUCCAGAGGAGGAGACCGAGGCUCCACCCUACGAUCACUCACCUGACAAUGCGGAGCAGUCCGUGGAGCAGUGGAAGAAAUUAGUUCACAAGGAGAUUUUAACAUUCAAGCCCCCUCUGGUGGUAGCAGAGACGAAGGAGACUGCACUCUGAACAGGACUCCUCCAUAUUCAGGACUGCAGCUUGAACCAGAUGGUGUCCUUAGGUCUUUCUGAGUGUCCUGUGUUCCUGCUGUAUGUGUGUGUAGCAUGUAUGUACUCUACAUGUUCUUCCUGUAUGUUUAUGGAGUGUGUAGUGUACGUGUUCUUACUGUGUGUGGUGUAUGUGAGUGGAGUGUUCUUGCUGUAUAUUUAUGCAGUGUGUAGUGUAUGUGUGUAGUGUAUGUAUUCUUACUGUAUGUUUAUGGCAUGUGUAGUGUUUGUAUGUACACAAAUCGAACUGAAACGAGGCCAUGCACCUUUUUUUUGCCCAAGUAAUUAUUGAGAAACUAAAAACACCUGAGUGUCAAGGUGUGACCUGUCUGUUUCAGAAUAGCUUUGCCCAAACAGCCAAACACAGUGGUGCCAUAUUGUGUACAGGCACACGUUGUCCAUGUCUUUAUCUGUGUAUGUCCUCAUGGCCAUCCAUUUACAGUUUACACAGUUUACAGUUGUUGUUUUUUUUAAAGCUUAAGCCAGGUUUCAGAUCUUUUGCCACAAUGACUCUGAAACUAUUUUCUGUUCUAUUUCUAAUAAACACAGUUUGGUUUAUUAGGUCA
This is a messenger RNA of Electrophorus electricus (electric eel), 1858 nucleotides long. It is a transcript of the gene mapk12a, whose product is annotated as mitogen-activated protein kinase 12a. The record is from RefSeq and is a predicted model, not a curated record. Gene Ontology annotation, molecular function: MAP kinase activity; ATP binding. NCBI's taxonomy places the organism in Eukaryota, Metazoa, Chordata, Actinopteri, Gymnotiformes, Gymnotidae. Gene Ontology annotation, biological process: protein phosphorylation.